Corticium candelabrum is the source of this 950-nucleotide messenger RNA. RefSeq lists its product as uncharacterized. The coding region runs from base 354 to 812 and encodes 152 amino acids. The record is from RefSeq and is a predicted model, not a curated record. NCBI's taxonomy places the organism in Eukaryota, Metazoa, Porifera, Homoscleromorpha, Homosclerophorida, Plakinidae. The transcript has 3 exons.
AGCAGCAGCUUCUUAGUUCAAUGCAGCAAGGCAGACCAACUGCACAACGACAGCGACAGCGGCAGAGACAUUCUGUCGGUGUUGAGAGAAGUCUGUUGGGUAAACUCAUUCAACUGGUUUGGUGUGCAGUAGUCAGCUUUUUCUCAUUGCCACGAAGAUGGUUAAAGAAGUCAAGUGCACCAGUCUCCGUUAAAAAAAACCGGUAGAAGAGACCAUUCUGCUAGUGAGGCAACAUCAUCCCUAUCGGCGACGUUUUCUCACGGGCAACGCAGUCUGUGUUUACGCCAGAAUCGUCGACGUUGCUGAGUGGCUAUCGCCCGUAUAAAGGCAAUGACUUGGGAGCAGUCGGACUGAUGACUCUCACCGGUCACUUAGUCGUGUCAGUCGGAAAAGAUGGAGGAAUACUGAGAGAUCCUGUUUUUUGUUUAUCACAGGAAAUGAAGAAACAAAUAGAACUGAUUGAGGGGUGCUUGCCUGAUCGCCAGGCGGUAGCUGUUCAUCAACUUAGUGAUAAGUCGUUGAGUCAGGAUUAUUUGCAAGUGAACAUUCGUCAAGGCAGUCGAUCGGCUGUUUACCAUUGCUAUUGCAAGUCACAAAAAUUUCCUAAUCUCAUGGAGAUUCUAAAGAAGUUUGGAUUAUUAUAUGAAUCGCUAGUGCAGUCUAUGAGCACAACUGGAGACACAGUUCACUCUCUCGUUACACAGAUAGCAAAACAGGUAGGACUUCGAGUGAUAGAGAAACCACUAGAAACAGGUUAUGACUUGACGACCACUGGACCUACCGACAAAGGCAGUUUUAUAGAUGUUGACUAAUGGGUAGUGGUGGCUGGCAAUUAUUUUUAAGCCGGUGUAUAGAUGCCGUAUGGUUCAUUCAAACAGUGAAGUAUAAUGUAAUGAAAGUCUCCCUUCUUUGCAUGGCUGUCACCGUUGCUUUCUUAGUGUUUGAUAAGU